This is a messenger RNA of Staurois parvus, 600 nucleotides long. Lineage: Eukaryota; Metazoa; Chordata; Amphibia; Anura; Ranidae. The record is from the annotation of a GenBank genome assembly.
AUGUCCCUUACAUUGGGGGUCAGUGGGAAGAAUGUCCCUUACAUUGGUGUUCAGUGGGAAGAAUGUCCCUUACAUUCGUGGUCAGUGUGAAGAAUGUCCCUUACAUUGGUGAUCAGUGGGAAGAAUGUCCCUUACAUUGGUGGUCAGUGAGAAGAAUGUCCCUUACAUUGGUGGUCAGUGGGAAGAAUGUCCCUUACAUUGGGGUCAGUGCGAAGAAUGUCCCUUACAUUGGCGGUCAGUGGGAAGAAUGUCCCUUACAUUGGCGGUCAGUGGGAAGAAUGUCCCUUACAUUGGUGAUCAGUGAGAAGGAUGUCCCUUACAUUGGUGGUCAGUGGGAAGAAUGUCCCUUACAUUGGUGGUCAGUGGGAAGAAUGUCCCUUACAUUGGUGGUCAGUGAGAAGAAUGUCCCUUACAUUUGGGGUCAGUGGGAAGAAUGUCCCUUACAUUGGAGGUCAGUGGGAAGAAUGUCCCUUACAUUGGUGAUCAGUGGGAAGAAUGCCCCUUACAUUGGUGGUCUGUGGGAAGAAUGUCCCUUACAUUGGUGAUCAGUGGGAAGAAUGUUCCUUACAUUGGUGGUCAGUGGGAAGAAUGUCCCCUACA